CGCGAGUUAAAUAAAUUACUUUCUCAUGGACCCUGAGUUCAUUUUUCAACACUGUCAUGUUGCAAACUUUUGACUAUUGUUCUGAUUCCGGUCCCCCACUGAUAGACUUGUGAGUCAUAAUAUGGGGAGAAAAGGUACAUCGAUAACUUGUAACAGAACUUUGAUAAUAUAAAGUGAUUUCCUUUGCACAAAAGCAAGGUAGGAGUCUAAUAUGAUGCAAAACAGCUUUACACCUUUGUCUCAUCACUUUUAUCAAGGAAGGAACCUUUGAAGGGCACAAAUUCUAUCACCAUUUGUAUCAAUCAAACAGAAAUCCUUUUCCUGAAAUGGGUAAAAUCUGGAUUGAAGUCUGCCUGAUUUCCGCCAGGGGACUCCAGCGAACAUCAGCUUUGUGGAAGCUUCAAUGGUAUGCUGUUGGAUGGAUUGAUCCAAACAAGAAGUACUGUUCCAAGAUUGAUUCUUCAGGCAAUGCAAAUCCUGUUUGGAAAACCAAAUUCUCAAUGUUGGUUGAUACUUCUCUCCAGGAUUUGGCCCUCCAUGUUGAAGUUUACAGUAGAGAGCCCAUUUUUCUUAAAGAAAAACUCAUGGGAACAGCUACUGUGGUUUUGAAAGAAUUUCUGGACAAGUACAAUAAGAACUCUGAGGUUUCAAAGCCAACUGAAGAAGUCGGGAGCUUUCAAUUGCGGAAAAAGAACUCGAAUAAACCUCAGGGAUUUGUUGAUGUUUCUAUCAGAAUUUCAGAAGAAAAGGAAGAACCCAGUUCACAACCAGGUGAUGAGGGAUUUAAGCUUGCGGAUAACAGCAGUGGCUUCAACUUGGCACUGGCUAAUGGAUGUAAACUUGCAUCAGCAUACCCACAGCCACAAUCUUUAACCCCGUCUCAAAUGCCAGAGAACCAACCACAGCCAUAUCGCCAACAUGCACAUCCAGAGCCAUAUCCUACAAAUUAUUCCGAUCCACAUGCAGUGGGACCAAGCUAUCAGCCACCGCAUACUCCUCCACCACCUCCACCUGCUAAUGUUGGUUAUAUUCCAACUUUCCUCCCAAGAACAGACAACAUGCCGCCUAGUUACUUAAACAUGCCACAGCCUGGAACUUCAGCAGCACGUAAUGCAAAACUUGGUUUUGGAAUGGGAGUAGGUGCAGGGGCAUUAGCAGCCGGUGCUAUGAUAUUUGGAGAUGAUUUCAUGUCUGGUUUUGAUCUGCCUCGUGGUUUGCAGGAUCCCUCGCUCACCAUAUCCCUUGAUCCCCCUUUUUGAAGAUGUUACCAUUUAUUGAAUUACAAUGCAUGCAAUGAGACUAUCACAAAAGAACUGCAUUAGAAGUUUCAGUUUGUAUCCCCAAGUUUCGGGCUUCUUGUGAAACAACUGAGAUUUCAGCUUCUCUGUAAUAAACUGAAGAUUUUACAAGAUGCAUGGUGUGUUAUAUUACGUUGAAGAACUUUGUCAA
This is a messenger RNA of Capsicum annuum, 1449 nucleotides long. RefSeq lists its product as uncharacterized. The record is from RefSeq and is a predicted model, not a curated record. Lineage: Eukaryota; Viridiplantae; Streptophyta; Magnoliopsida; Solanales; Solanaceae. The transcript has 2 exons. The coding region runs from base 327 to 1259 and encodes 310 amino acids. Gene Ontology annotation, biological process: defense response.